AUGUUGUACAAUCCUCAGCGACUCCCUCGUAUUCGUUCUCUCAUACAGCCCUUUCUCGAUUUCACCCACGUCACUACCAACCCACCCCCCUUUUAUCACUCGAUAUGGCUAGCAGAGAUCCGUCCUGCAGCUCUUCCUGCUGGCCAUACAGAUACUUACUGUCCGCAUCCAGGCCGUGACUGGAUCAGGGAUCUCAACAACUACUUGCAAAGUACCGGGCAGGCUGCGGACUUGUGCUGGUGCAUAGACGCUACGGAUCAGUACAACACGGGGACCAUCUAUGUUACUGCGAAGUUGGGCGGAGUGCCCAUCGCGAGUGGAGAAGGAACUACCAGGAGCGCUGCAAAGUCCAAGGCGGCGCAGGCAUAUCUGACCAGUAUCGGCCUUUAA
Messenger RNA from Stereum hirsutum FP-91666 SS1, 390 nucleotides. RefSeq lists its product as uncharacterized. NCBI's taxonomy places the organism in Eukaryota, Fungi, Basidiomycota, Agaricomycetes, Russulales, Stereaceae. The transcript is spliced from 2 exons. The coding region runs from base 1 to 390 and encodes 129 amino acids. The record is from RefSeq and is a predicted model, not a curated record.